Molecule: messenger RNA, 1321 nt
Organism: Xiphophorus hellerii (green swordtail)
Lineage: Eukaryota; Metazoa; Chordata; Actinopteri; Cyprinodontiformes; Poeciliidae
Product: glycine N-acyltransferase-like protein 3
Exons: 5
Coding region: 107-937 (276 amino acids)
Cellular component (GO): mitochondrion
Molecular function (GO): glycine N-acyltransferase activity
Source: RefSeq, a predicted model, not a curated record
GGUUGUUAAUCAUUAUUUAUAUACCUAUAUAAAAAGCGGAAGUAUCGAGUUCUUCAACCUGAGACGCGCCAUAGAAACUGAAAAACAAGCUACACAUAAACCAGACAUGAAGGUGCUAAAUAAAGACGAGCUUCAGACCGCUGAGAGAGUUUUGCUAAAACAUUUCCCGAAGAGUUAUAAGGUUUACGGUUUCCUCUACACUUGUAAUAGGAACAAGCCGAGCACUGUGGAGGUUGUCGUUGAUUCGUGGCCAGAGUUUAAAGUGAUUCUUUUGCGUCCGGAUCCUAAGAAUAAGCAAUCCGAGGACUUCAUGAAGAAGGUGUCCUUCUUCAGCACAGAUGAGGAAGUUUUAAGGAAAGUGCUGAGCGAAGAAGUUGACUGGAGCAGUUGUUUCCUGAUUGGAGGAUUUGAUAUUUCCCAUGUUCCCACACUCAAAGAAGUGUCUUCAGAAAAAAAAGUGAACAACAGGAGCUUCACAUUGGUGCAUCUUAUGUAUCUUCCAGACAUCAGCCAUCUAUGUGCACCAGAUGUUGACAGUCAACUUGAAUCAAGGAUUUCAUCUCUCAGCCUCUCCCACAUUGACAUGGUGAAUAAAACCUGGAAGUUUGGUGGGGAUGAGAAGGGUUACAGGCACUUUAAAAACAUAAUUAGCAACUUUCCAACUUGCUGCAUAUUGGACACCCAUGGUGUGCCUGUGGCCUGGAUCCUGGUGUAUGAAUACUGCGCUUUGGGAAUGUUGUACACGCUUCCCGAGCACAGAGGAAAAGGAUAUGCCAAAGUUUUGAUCAGCACCAUGGCCAAAAAGCUCCAUGCAGAUGGCUACCCAGUUUAUUGUUUCAUAGAGGAAGACAACAUGGUGUCCUACAAACUCUUCCAAAACAUGGGCUUCGUUGAGGAUACUUCCUACAGAGCAGCAUGGUUUGAGUUUAACUUCUAACCUUGGAAAUGACUAUGAAGCAGCAGCUUUUCAUUUUUGUCAAAAUGUGAUAAAACCUGUAUUGUUCAGUUGCAUUAAAAGAUGAAUUUGCAUUUGCAUCAAAUUAAAUAAUAAUUUAGACUCAAACAUGAUUCAUAACUAUCAUUGGCACUUUCAAUGUAACUAUAGUGCAUUUUUAUUCUAACAGCACCACAUGUAUGAACGCAAACUAUGACACGCUUUUCAAUAGUUUCCAAUCAGGCAUAUUGUUUAUUCCUGUGCAAUUUUCAGUAAGUCAACAAGAACUUGAUUCUACUCCAGGACUUGUUUAGAAUUUUUUUGUCGUUUUUUUUUUCUCUUUUUUUUACUAAUUUUCAAAAAUAAAGAUUUUACAUGAUUUAAAAA